Molecule: messenger RNA, 666 nt
Organism: Rattus rattus (black rat)
Lineage: Eukaryota; Metazoa; Chordata; Mammalia; Rodentia; Muridae
Gene: Tmem126a
Product: transmembrane protein 126A
Exons: 4
Coding region: 11-628 (205 amino acids)
Biological process (GO): mitochondrial respiratory chain complex I assembly
Cellular component (GO): mitochondrion
Source: RefSeq, a predicted model, not a curated record
UAUUUUUUAAAUGGGAUUGUUGUUUUUUAGGUCCAACAUGGAAGGUCAUAAACCAAGUACUAACAAAGAUGAUUUAAUAUUUAAUAUCAUACCCAGAAAAAUUAAACAACUUCCAGAAUCAGACAGGAAUCUGCUUGAAUAUGGAUCAGCAUAUAUUGGACUUAAUGCUGCUUUUGGGGGCCUAAUAGCAAACAGUCUAUUUCGGCAAAUUUUGAACGUGACACAAGCUCGAGUAGCUUCUAGCUUGCCAAUGGCUGUGAUCCCAUUUUUGACAGCAAACCUGUCCUACCAUAGUUUUGUAAGUUUACCUUUGAGUACAGGUAAUUUGAACUGUGAAAUCUGUACGACAACACGGGGUGCACUAGUUGGUUUUGUUCUGGGUGGUCUGUACCCCAUCCUUUUGGCUAUACCUGUGAAUGGGGGCCUUGCUGCCAGGUAUGAAUCAAGUCCUCUACCACAGAGGGGAAACAUCUUCAAUUACUGGAUUACUAUUUCUAAGCCUGUCUUUAGAAAAAUGUUAUUUCCUACUUUACUUCAGACUGCUUUUGCGGCAUAUCUUGGGUCUAGACAAUAUAAACUCCUCAUAAAGGCCCUUCACUUACCUGAACCUGAUUUAGAAAUUCAUUGAUUUGAAGCAAAUAUGUACAAAAAUAAAAUGUUGAAAAU